AUGGUGGCUUCAUUGGUGUGGUUGUUCGUUAUGAGGAAGAGAGAGUUGAACACUCUUCUCUCUCGUUCUCUCAAUUUCUUACACCCAAAACAACGCUUCUCCAAUUCCUCACAACACCCUCUCCCAGGUCUCCUCCCCUCUGACGAUGAAGCUUCUUCGCAGGACUCUUCCCUCCAUUUGUCGCAACACUACGCAUUCCUCCGCAACUCUUUGCUCAAUUCCACCACCCACUCCGCUGAGUCCUCUAACGACGCCGUAUCCAUGUCCAACGCAAUCAGAACUGGGUUUGGUUCCGAAACCCAAAAUUUCUUGAGGCAGUUCCGGGGUAAGCUAAGCGAAUCCUUGGUUGUUGAGGUGAUGAAUCUCGUCAAACACCCUGAGCUCUGCGUCGAGUUUUUCCUUUGGGCGAGUCGCCAAAUUGGUUAUACCCACACUCGUGCGGUGUACAAUGCGCUGAUUGAGUUACUGUGUUGCAAUGACGUUAAUGAUAGAGUGUCUGACAAGUUUUUGAUGCAAAUUAGGGAUAAUGACAAGGAGCUGCUUCGGAAGUUGCUCAAUGUUCUCAUUCAAAAGUGUUGCAGGAAUGGGAUGUGGAAUGUGGCGUUGGAAGAGUUGGGGAGGCUUAAGGAUUUUGGGUACAAGGCUUCUCCGACCACUUAUAAUGCUUUGAUUCAGGUUUUUCUUAAGGCUGAUAAGUUAGAUACUGCUUAUUUGGUUCUGAAAGAGAUGUCCAAUUUUGGGUUUGGAAUGGAUGGAUAUACUCUCAGUUGUUUUGCCUAUUCCCUCUGCAAAGCGGGGAAGUGUGGGGAUGCACUGAGUUUGAUUGAGAAGGAGGAUUUUGUGCCUGACACGGUUUUUUAUAACAGGAUGGUUUCUGGGUUGUGUGAAGCUUCGCGUUUUGAAGAAGCUAUGAAUAUCUUGGAUCAAAUGAGAUCGAAUUCCUGCAUUCCCAAUGUUGUGACAUAUAGAAUUUUGGUUUCUGGUUGUUUGGGGAAAGGGCAGUUGGGCAGGUGUAAGAGAAUUCUUAGCAUGAUGAUGGCAGAAGGCUGUUAUCCUAAUCGGGAUAUGUUUAAUACUCUUGUACAUGCUUACUGUAAAUCCAGGGAUUACUCUUAUGCAUAUAAGUUGUUUAAGAAAAUGGAUAAAUGUGGGUGCCAACCCAGCUAUCUGCUUUAUAAUAUAUUCAUUGGUAGUAUAUGUAGCAAUGAGGAGCUUCCUGGCUCAGAUGUGCUGGAAUUGGCUGAAAAGGCUUACAGUGAAAUGCUCGAUUCAGGGAUUGUGUUAAAUAAGGUAAAUGUCAGCAAUUUUGCGCGGUGUCUUUGUGGAGCUGGAAAGUUUGAUAAAGCCUUUAAGAUUAUAUGCGAAAUGAUGAGCAAGGGUUUCAUUCCUGAUGAUAGUACAUAUUCUAAAGUUAUUGGUUUUCUUUGUAAUGCCUCCAAGGUAGAGAAGGCUUUUUUGUUGUUCGAAGAAAUGAAAAAGAAUGGCAUUGUUCCCACUGUUUAUACUUACACUAUUUUAAUUGAUAGUUUUUGCAAAGCUGGGCUUAUUCAGCAGGCUCGGAAAUGGUUUGAUGAAAUGAUAAGAGACGGGUGCACCCCAAAUGUAGUGACUUAUACUGCUCUUAUUCAUGCAUACCUGAAAGCAAGAAAGGUGUUUGAUGCAAAUAAACUAUUUCAGAUGAUGUUGGCUGAAGGUUGCAAGCCUAAUGUUGUUACAUAUACAGCUUUAAUUGAUGGUCACUGUAAGGCUGGGCAGAGUGAUAAAGCUUGCCAGAUCUAUGCCAGAAUGCAAGGUGACAUGGACCCGUCUGACAUGGACAUAUAUUUUAAGCUAGAUGACAAUGAUUGUGAAACACCAAAUAUUAUUACAUAUGGGGCUUUGGUGGAUGGUUUAUGCAAAACAAACAGGGUUAAAGAAGCCCGUGAGUUAUUAGAUACCAUGUCAGUUAAUGGUUGUGAACCUAACCAAAUAGUGUAUGAUGCUCUUAUAGAUGGGUUUUGCAAGACUGGAAAGCUUGAAAGUGCACAAGAGGUGUUUGUAAAGAUGUCUGAGCGUGGAUACAGUCCGAAUUUGUAUACCUACAGUUCUUUAAUUAAUAGUCUUUUUAAAGAAAAAAGAUUGGAUCUUGUUUUGAAAGUGUUGUCCAAGAUGCUAGAGAAUUCUUGCACUCCAAAUGUUGUUAUUUACACAGAGAUGAUUGAUGGCCUCUGUAAAGUUGGAAAGACAGAUGAAGCAUACAAGCUCAUGCUCAAAAUGGAAGAAGUGGGCUGUUAUCCAACUGUUGUAACUUAUACUGCAAUGAUUGAUGGCUUCGGGAAAUUAGGAAAAAUUGAACAGUGCCUUGAGCUAUAUACUGAUAUGUGCUCAAAGGGUUGUGCACCAAACUUCAUAACCUACAGGGUCUUGAUAAAUCAUUGCUGUUCCACUGGCCUUCUUGAUGAAGCACACAGACUUCUAGACGAAAUGACGCAAACAUAUUGGCCAAGGCAUUUGUCAAGUUACCGUAAAACUAUCGAGGGCUUUAACCGAGAGUUUAUAAUCUCGAUUGGGCUUUUAGAUGAGCUGAGUGAGAAUGAAUCAGUGCCAGUUGAAUCUUUAUACAGAAUCUUGGUUGAUAAAUUUAUUAAGGUUGGGAGACUGGAAGUUGCAAUGAAUCUACUUGAGGAGAUUUCAUCAUCUCCAAGCCUUGCAGUUGACAAUAAAUAUCUAUAUACUUCUUUAAUUGAGAGUCUGUCCAUUGCUAGUAAGGUUGAUAAAGCCUUUGAGCUUUAUGCAAGCAUGAUAAAUAAGAAUGUUGUUCCAGAGCUUAGUACAUUUGUCUACCUCAUCAAAGGCCUUACCAGGGUUGGUAAGUGGGAAGAAGCACUACAAUUAUCAGAUAGCAUAUGCCAAAUGGUUUGUCACACUUGCUCUAACUUCGUGAAGUACGAAAGGAUAAAUUUUCCAUGA
Messenger RNA from Sphenostylis stenocarpa, 2949 nucleotides. The record is from the annotation of a GenBank genome assembly. Lineage: Eukaryota; Viridiplantae; Streptophyta; Magnoliopsida; Fabales; Fabaceae.